Molecule: messenger RNA, 1492 nt
Organism: Mercenaria mercenaria
Lineage: Eukaryota; Metazoa; Mollusca; Bivalvia; Venerida; Veneridae
Exons: 7
Coding region: 98-973 (291 amino acids)
Source: RefSeq, a predicted model, not a curated record
AAAAUAUAUUGGGGAAAUAGUUUAUUCGUGUAUCUCAGUAUAAAUUUCUUUACUCCACGUGGAAACAUCUUCGCGGUGACUUAAAGUCGGUUGGAUUAUGAAAAUUGUUGCGGUUUUACUCUUACUGCUUGUGCAGGCCAGCAGCGGCAAACCAUCCCGUAAGUAUCAAUCCUAUGGCGGACGAAACCCAUAUUAUAGGCCACCAAACUAUUUCCCGCCAUUUCCUACCAAUUUCCCGCCAUUUCCUACCACCACCCAGUCAACGACAUCGCAGCCGAUGACCACCCCAAACAUUAUGAUGGUUAGUGAAGAAGAUGACAAGAAGGCGUCAGAGUUUGGCAUAAAAAUUCCACCGCAUGAAUGCAUCAUUUCAUGGGAUCAGUUUAAAGAAAACGUACCUGGUAAGCAAUAUGCCGAGAUCUAUGACAUCGAUUUUGAUGACAACCGUUUUCCAGGCGGCAUUAAAAAGGCACAGUUACAGUUCAGUAUCGUCAAUGAUUCUUCAAUUAGAAGAGAAGCAAGCCUCCGGGUCGAAGCUCUCGACAUGUGUUUGUAUAUUUUCGGCAUAGAGGAGCGUGUAGAUCCCAACAAGGCCAUAUUCGAGCCACUAUCUGGUAAUGCUCUCGUGUUUCCUGGUAGAAGAGAUUUUGUUGUUAGUUCCGAUCCGAGCAGAUACAUUUUCUACUUCUUCUGCUACGAAUAUGAUACCCGCAAGGAAGACAGAUGUCCGUCAGGGAUAGUAAUCCUACUAUUGAAGGAUGAUAGAGAAUGGCCUAAAGGUGGUGAUGGAAUUCCAGACCGACAAAUCCGGCUCAAUGACGUCCCGUGGGGAGAUAUAGAGAAAACAAUGAAAAAGUGCUUCCUCCAGCAGUUUGUCGAUGACACGAAUCCACAGGCAAAUUAUGUUUGGAAGGGCGAAGAUUGUGCAGUUCCUGGGUCAGAUGUCUAUAAAAAUGGGAUAAUGCAAACUUAAAGGAUACAGUCGUCAUUUGGCGCCAUACAGCAUGUUCCAUGCAGAAAACAAAACACGUAUUACAGAGCUUCUAUUUUUCUUCAUAUUCAUGGCAGAAACGAAAUACUAAGAAUGACAAAGAAAAACAGUUGAACUAUAAUCUAGUAGUAAAAUUUAUGUAGACAAAUAACUUUCCCUUUAAACUUGUCUUCCUUGUUUUUCUUUCCCUACCACCACCCAACACCCAAAACCCUUUAUCUUCCCCAUCCUAUUUUCUGUCAUCUUGCUUAUAACUAAAAUUUACUUGUUGGUGGACUUGUUGAUGGACUUUUGAAAGAACCCAUCUGCUAUAUUUCCCACUAUAGUUUCUAUUUACAGUGUGCCUGCUUUGUUAUGUAUGGCGUUGGAAGUGCUUGUUAACAGCUCUGGAAGGGAAUCUGCCCCUACAUUUGAAUUUUUAAAAGUAUACACAUAUAAUAUUUCCAAGAUAAAUGCAGUAAAGUGUAUGCUUACCCGGACUAAUAGAUGCACUUCAUUUGA